Schistocerca cancellata (South American locust) is the source of this 2855-nucleotide messenger RNA. RefSeq names its product glycoprotein 3-alpha-L-fucosyltransferase A-like. Gene Ontology annotation, molecular function: alpha-(1->3)-fucosyltransferase activity. The record is from RefSeq and is a predicted model, not a curated record. The transcript has 6 exons. Lineage: Eukaryota; Metazoa; Arthropoda; Insecta; Orthoptera; Acrididae. Bases 738 to 2117 code for a protein of 459 amino acids. Gene Ontology annotation, cellular component: membrane.
UGAUUUGUGGUGGGGAGGGCGCUGGACAUCUGUAGUCCGUGCAACAAUGUAGGUGAUAGAGCUCCGGUGGUGAGAUAGCACAGCAUGUUCGAUCAGAGGGCCGAUUGUCCUCUGUAAUUAAAAAAUUGAGUAAAGGAAUCAAAGCUCAACUUGAAAGGAUGUCAUGUGACUCCACCCAGACCAAACUAAGGGAACAAUACCAAAGAAAUAUUUAAAGAAGUGGUAUAAUGGUCAGCAUAUUUGCCUCGUAAACAAGGAGACCCUGGUUCGAGUGUCGGCCGUGAAACAAAUUUUAAUUCAUUUCUUCAGCUUCCAUUAUUAUCGAAGAUAAAGAUGAGGCUGAAAUGUGUUGUGGAAAAUUUAAGUAUGAAAUCAUAUCUUAAUUCAUACGUCGGCUUCGUACGGACUUCAUCGCCACAAAAUGGAACUAUCACGUUUUCCAAUCAGUCGCUGAUGCUUCUGUAAUAACACUGUUUGAGCAGGGCUCGAAAUACACCACUUGUUCUCGGUCAAUGCCCUCCGCCAACCAGCUGCGCCGUGCCCACCACACUUCAAGCUUGUCCUACUCCAGUCGAUAAUCACCUCUCUCGCCGCCGGGUGCCGCGUCAAAAAGCCUGCCGAAGCUUGCCAACCCGAAGACAGGUCAAUUUGCGUGAUGCAGCUAUCGGUAAGUUCCGACGAGGCACAACACCAAUGCACUCGGGUGGCCUUUCGACCUGUCAUUUGCAUACCCACCGAUGGUGUGCACGUGUACGAAGUUACACUGUCAUUCGAAGGUACGUUCGGGGUGGUUCAUUGUGUACUGUGAGGCAGUGAGAGACGGCGGUGUGUUGCAGGGAGUGGCGGCUCGGCGCGUGAUGGCACGGCUGUCGCCGCGGCGCGGGCUGGUCCUGCUGGCGGCGGCCUCCUUGGCCGUGCUGGUGUGUCUGCAGCAGAGGGAGCUGCCCUGGAGGCUCGCCGACGCCCCCGACGCCGGGCACGCGCCGCCGCGGCCGGUGGUGGGUGACGUGACCGCGGGGGCGGGUACCCCGUGGUCGGAAGAGUCGGCGGCGGCGGCUGCGUACGACCCGGCCAGCUCGGCGCGCCUCUGGCCGCACCAGGCGCCCGACUCGGACCGCAUCACCGAGCAGCUCAUGUUCGUCCCACCGCCCUCCGACGAGCCGCCCAGGAUACGCAAGGUGCUGGUGUACAAUGGACUGGGGUCGUGGUCACCGCUGCGCGCUGGUCGCGACGCGUUCCAACACUGCCCUGUCAGCAGCUGCACCAUCACCACCAACAAAGCUGAAGCCUCGGACGCAGACGCCAUCCUCUUCAAAGACCACUUCGUCAACCCAGGCGUCCAUCGCCCCGCCAGGCAGGUGUGGAUCCUGUACUUCUUGGAGUGCCCGUACCACACGCAGCACGUGAAGCACAACGACGUGUUCAACUGGACGGCGACGUACCGGCGCGACAGCGACAUCGUGGCGCCGUACGAGCGCUGGGCCUACUACGACGACCGCGUGCGCCAGAAACCGCAGGCCGACUUCAACUACGCCGCCAACAAGACCAAGAAGGUGGCUUGGUUCGUCUCCAACUGCGGGGCGCGCAACAAGAGGCUGCAGUACGCGCACGAGCUGCAGAAGCACAUCCAGGUCGACAUCUACGGCGCGUGCGGGACCAAGAAGUGCCCGCGCUCCAAUGCCAACAAAUGUCUCGAAAUGCUCGACAGGGACUACAAAUUCUACUUGGCAUUCGAGAACUCGAACUGUAAAGACUACAUUACGGAAAAGUUCUACGUCAAUGGACUUAUGAGGAAUGUUCUGCCUGUAGUUAUGGGAGCAAGACCUGAAGACUACGCACGAAAUGCUCCAGAGCGUUCCUACAUCCAUGUUGAUGAAUUUGCCUCCGCUAAAGAACUGGCAGCAUACUUACAUCAACUUGACACAGAUGAUGAGCUGUAUAAUUCUUAUUUUCGUUGGAAGGGCACUGGAGAGUUCAUUAACACAUACUUCUUCUGUCGUCUUUGUGCACUCCUUCAUGAUGAUUUCCCAGCCAAAGCAUAUCGUGAUAUAAAUGAGUGGUGGCGAGGUCCAGGAACUUGUACUAGUGGAUCUUGGCGAAAGGUUACUCAUGAAUAAUGAAAUUUGAGAAAAGGUGAUGAUUUAAAAGAGAAUCAGUUUCAUAUUACUAGCUGAUAACAUGUCUCCAUGUUAAGUAUUACAACAUGCUGCAAAAUGUGGCUGUCACCUGCAUCUUGUUAGAUAGAUAGUCAUAUCAUUCUGGAGAGAAUAAUGAUAAUUAACCUGACAAAAUAACAUGUACAUAUUGUACAAAGAAACAGCAGAUGGAGAAUGUGCUAUUUAAUGUCUAAUAAGGUUAGGUCAGCUAUGGUGAAUGAAAUGGUUUCUUAUCUAAUGUAUGUGCACCUAUAUUAUAUUCAAUUUCUUUGAAAUUUGGCUUCACAGUGAGGAUGAACAAUACAGAUUUCAUUCCAGUAUAUCAGUGCAUUCCAUUCAGUUUAAUCUCUCUUCCAGUCAAAUUACGAGACAGCUUCAAUAUAAACACAGAAAUUUUUUUAUCCAUACUAUAAUCAUGAAAAAGAUGGUACAGCACUUUAAAAUUACACAAAAAUAAUAUUGAAGAGUAUAGGGGCAUGGAAAUGAGAAUAUAAAGUCACUCAUAACUUUAUGUCCAACAGACACACACUCUACAUGGUACAGGAUGUAUAGUGCCCCAUCAGUGGAACAUCGGCACAAGAGGUACAGAGCACUGAUUAGAUGUCGAAGUACUGUUAAAAUUGGAGAUGAUUAAUAGUUGGAUUAUUAUUGCCAAUGGCAGUCUUAAAAGGGAAGUAAAACUACAUGGGUAAACAAAAA